Marchantia polymorpha subsp. ruderalis is the source of this 1025-nucleotide messenger RNA. The record is from the annotation of a GenBank genome assembly. NCBI's taxonomy places the organism in Eukaryota, Viridiplantae, Streptophyta, Marchantiopsida, Marchantiales, Marchantiaceae.
UUUCUGAAAGAGGUGGAUGUCCAGUAGACGACUCGCCUUCUCACAACGUGCCAGAGAGUUCCAUUGACGUCCACCGUCCGAGUCAUCCCAGGACGUCGACAAGAGUGCAAUUCGUUGACGCGCCGUGUUCCCGUGGAAGGGCGAGGAGACAUUAAACUGGACGAACGAGCGACUGGCUGCGUCCACCAGCACGAGUACGAAGAGUUUGUGAUAUGGACGUCGGCAGCGAAUAAGGAAAAAUUCACUGCUCUCUGAUCACGAAAGUAUCUCGUGGAGGGAAGCUGUCACAUCGAUCUGACGGUGAUUUGAGAAGUCUUUCGCAAUGACAGGGGCACCUCCCUGCGGCGCGGAAGCAUUGGCCUUGCUCAACUGUGUUGCGGAGAAGGGUUAUGACGAGUCCCGGUGUGUUACACUUCUGUCAGUUUUGCGGAGCUGUGUGGAGCGCAAGAACAUCAAAAACUUCGCCAUCGAUAAUGAGAAACGUGAGAACUCAUCGGAUGGUCAAGCACCCGGGCAGAUAAAAUAAGAAAACAUUAUAUCAGAGAUGAGGGGAACUUCCGACGUUGCGGAGAACGAACAGUGCAGAUGACGCAUAGACGCACUGGUUUAAGUCGAGAGGAAGAACUUCUACAAUGGAACAGUUUUGUAUCAUGUUCAGAGUGUUGCCACUUAACGCGGCAUGCGAUGAGAAGUUAGCUGAUAGCGCACCUUUUUAGCUGCCGAGUAUUGCAGACACAAAUAGUACAAUUUCUGUCCUUUCAAUGUGAAUUUUUCAGUCAGACUUGAGUUCACGAUGAGGAGAGGAUCUUUUGACACAAGCUCCACACACGUCGAACGGUUACUGCAAUAAGCUCUCUUUGUAUAAGGUGUCGACAAUACGAAGAGUCUCAGCUCAAACUCUUGACAUACUUCAUUUGCACAUCAGUAUAUGAGAGGUUGAUGCGAUACAUUUGAAACUCUGUAUAUUAGUUGCCAAGUUCCGAGUCCUGGCUGACCCACUUGUGUGAUACUUUGACAUUUUACCG